CCUGUCUGUCAUGGCACUGCCAGGACCUGUCCCUGUCCAUAAUGCCACUGCCAGGACCUGUCCCUGUCCCUGUGGGCACUGCCAGGACCUGUCCCUGUCCAUAACGGCACUGCCAGGACCUGUCCCAGUCCAUAAUGCCACUGCCAGGACCUGUCCCUGUCCAUAAUAACGCUGCCAGGACCUGUCCCCGUCCCUGCGGACACUGCAGCUCCGCGGGGCGGCUCCAUGGGGUGCCCCCCAGCAGCCGGGUGCCCCCGCAGCAUGUCCCGUGCCCCCGGCAGGCAGCACAAGCUGGAGGAGAACCUGCUCUUCUCGGGGAAGUUCACGGACGCGCUGCAGGCGCUGAUGGACUGGCUGUACCGCGCCGAGCCGCAGCUCAGCGAGGACGCGCCCGUCGGGGGCGACCGCGACCUGGUCGGGGACCUCAUGGACAAGCACAAGGUGUUCCAGAAGGAGCUGGGCAAACGCGCCAGCUGCAUCAAGACGCUGAAGCGCUCGGUGCGGGACCUGACCCGCGGCAGCAGCAGCGUGGACUCGCAGUGGCUGCAGCGGCAGGUGGAGGAGCUCAGCACCCGCUGGGACCUGGUUUGCAAACUCUCCCUGUCCAAGCAGGCCCGGCUGGAGGCGGCGCUGCGGCAGGUGAGGGCGGGGGGCAGCGGGGACCCCGCCUGGGGGG
This is a messenger RNA of Cyanistes caeruleus (blue tit), 676 nucleotides long. The record is from RefSeq and is a predicted model, not a curated record. Lineage: Eukaryota; Metazoa; Chordata; Aves; Passeriformes; Paridae.